This is a messenger RNA of Salvelinus namaycush (lake trout), 2473 nucleotides long. RefSeq lists its product as uncharacterized. The record is from RefSeq and is a predicted model, not a curated record. Lineage: Eukaryota; Metazoa; Chordata; Actinopteri; Salmoniformes; Salmonidae. Bases 598 to 1278 code for a protein of 226 amino acids. The transcript is spliced from 10 exons.
AUGGCGUCGAGUGGAGGAGAUGGGGAAUCGAAAUGGACUGCCGCUGUUAUCAGCUUCGUACACAGCUUUUGAAACGAAAGAGCUACCUCCGCUUAUAGGAUCCAUAAUAACCAGUGAAUCUGAGAUCCUACACCAUGAUAAACAGUAGGAGCCGUUCUACUCGUUGUUCCUGGCGCUCUCUGCUCAUUACAUCACCACAGUCUGUGGACAAAACGGAGAUUGACGACCAGACGACGACAGAUCAGACCUUCCAGGCCAAAAUGAAGAAUGCCUUUGUGUCCAGUCUCCAGGAACUGGGCGGAUCGGAGAAAUUGCUACUUGUCUGCCUCAACUUUCCCUUACUUCCUGCGCUAUAUCAACCGGUUUCAGGACGCCGUCUCGGUCAACUUCAUCAUGCCCGUCACCGUCGGAGACGCAACCGCUUGUCCGCAAUGGGUUCCCAUGGUGAUCGAUGUAACCAUGCCGUUUUUUUAAAAGGCUAAACGAGGGAGUUUCCAUGGUUACAGAUGCUAUAGGAUGAUGCCAGUGCUUUGGAUAGAUGGCUAAAACCCGGAGACAUGGCCUUCCUAUGGAAAAUCUUACCCAUCCCUAUUCCAGAUGACGACAGCGAGCCCGUCUUGGGCCUGUGGUUCGAGGAGACCAUCUCCCCCACUAAAGACAAGGUGGUCCCCCCCACCUCCGGAGACCUCUACCGUACUGACGAGCCCCUCCAAGCAGAACGUUGGAGAGAACGGAAACAUCCUGGCCGGACGCAAGGAACCCGAGCUGGUGAGGCGCUGUGGUGUUAUGACGCAUCCUGACCUUCAUCACCACCUCCAGUUCCUGAGCCUGGCCUCCAGCAUCCUGGACUUCAUCACCACCUCCAGCAUCCUGAACUUCAUCACCACCACCAUGUUUCAGUUCCUGAGCCUGGCCUCCAGCAUCCUGAACUUCAUCACCACCUCCAGCAUCCUGGACUUCAUCACCACCACCAUGUUUCAGUUCCUGAGCCUGGCCUCCAGCAUCCUGGACUUCAUCACCACCUCCAGCAUCCUGAACUUCAUCACCACCACCAUGUUUCAGUUCCUGAGCCUGGCCUCCAGCAUCCUGAACUUCAUCACCACCUCCAGCAUCCUGGACUUCAUCACCACCACCAUGUUUCAGUUCCUGAGCCUGGCCUCCAGCAUCCUGGACUUCAUCACCACCUCCAGCAUCCUGGACUUCAUCACUACCACCAUGUUUCAGUUCCUGAGCCUGGCCUCCAGCAUCCUGAACUUCAUCACCACCUCCAGUUCCUGAGCCUGGCCUCCAGCAUCCUGGACUUCAUCACCACCUCCAGCAUCCUGGACUUCAUCACCACCACCAUGUUUCAGUUCCUGAGCCUGGCCUCCAGCAUCCUGGACUUCAUCACCACCUCCAGCAUCCUGGACUUCAUCACCACCACCAUGUUUCAGUUCCUGAGCCUGGCCUCCAGCAUCCUGGACUUCAUCACCACCUCCAGCAUCCUGAACUUCAUCACCACCUCCCAUGUUGAAGUCCAGGAACAACUUGAUCAGGAACUACCUGUCUGUCUCCCUGACAGAGCAGCACAUGGCCACGCUGGCCAGCGUCAUCAAGGACGUUGACAAAGACGUCAAAGGUUCCUCAGAUGAAGAGUUUGCCUCUGCCAUGUACCACUUCAACCACACCCUGGUGACCUCUGACCUGCCCUCUCCAGCCCUGCAGUACUCGGGCUACUAGUCGUGAGGAGAAGAACCUGCAGUGUUUCCUGGAGCAGCCGUGAUGUUGACGGUCCUCACUACUACAGUGUUGGCCAUGUAACAUCCUGUCUCCUGAACGCUGGAGGAACACACGACUCGCCUUCCUACGCAGGCUCCUCGUCGCCGUACACAAGGUCUCCGCUGUCUUCGCCAACAAACUCCCAGAUGAACAGUCCAAUGAGUGUACCGCUCUCCUCUCCUCUUCUGGGGCCUUGUGGAACUCAUCUAUGACAUGUUCAAGGACUUCUCUCUGACAUUCCAGACCUCUUCCUGCAAGACCUGUUGAACUCUGUGCCCUGAUGCCAGACCUCCCUGGACCCUGUCCCACACGUUGGUCCUGCUAACGGCACCUCCACCAUGUUCAAUUAUAACUCUUUAAAAGCAGAUCUUACACGUGUGGUCUGAGUGAGGAGUCUGUUUUAGGACCAUGUUGCUGGAAACAUUCAAUACACCCCCACAUACAUGUCUGGUAGCUUUCAAAAAAACAAACCUUUUUUGUUGUUAUUGGUCUUUUCAAAACGGAGGCAGGAUGGUGAACUAAGAUAACUGACCCUGUUCUCCUGACGAACCUGGGUGACACGUCUGUGCUAAUGGUAGAAACAGGUUAGGUCUUGACUGGAAUAGACAUGUGUUUUACAGGGUGGAAGGGGAAUAGACAUGUUGUGCAGGGUGGAAGGGGAAUAGACAUGAUGUACAGGGUGGAAGGGGAAUAGACAUGAUGUACAGGGUGGAAG